AGCAGGCAAGCUAGUUGAGUCCGUGCAGAAAGAAAUGGGUUUAACAGGAAAGACGACACUUGCAUCUGUAUCCGAGGCAUCAACCCCAUUACCCUUGCCUCGGACAAAAAGGCCGGCCGUCAGAAGCAUAACGGUAGAGGAGAUCAACCAAUAUUGGAGGAUGAAGCGGAUGAUCCAAGAGGAUCACCUACUUGCAGCUGAGAAAGCAGUGGCCAAGAUCAGAGCCAAGUCUCUCAAGGAAGAAGACUACCGGAAGUUUGAGGAAUCAUUGGAGGAGACAUUGGAUGAGGCUAAAGGCGAAGGAAAGACACAGGCUAAUCACAAUGGUGAGAUGGAGACAUGGAUAAGAUUCAGGGACUGGUGGACCAAGAGUAAGUACUCGUACUUGAACCAGCCGGCAACCGAAUCCAUGGGACAGAAUGCAACAACAAAACACCCAACUUCUACAUACAUUCCACAGUAUACCUGUUUCGCCAACUACUCUUCUCCUGCACAACUCUACUUCACAUCAUGCAGGGUUUUAGGCCAAAAAUAACAGGUGGCCAACACUGUAAUGCACGCACUUGUUAGGCACUGCAAUACAACAAAAGUAUCCCCGGUGUUCACUUCCCUUCUAAA
Molecule: messenger RNA, 618 nt
Organism: Zingiber officinale
Lineage: Eukaryota; Viridiplantae; Streptophyta; Magnoliopsida; Zingiberales; Zingiberaceae
Exons: 3
Coding region: 35-535 (166 amino acids)
Source: RefSeq, a predicted model, not a curated record